AUGUCUUCCAAGGUUCUACAGGUUGGAGUCAUUGGCGGUGGCGACGUUGCACAAAUCGUGCACCUUCCAACGUUCAUGUUCUUGUCCAGCCUCUUCAAGGUCGUCACCAUUUGCGACAUUUCACAAAAGACGGCUCAUCAUUGUCGUGACAAAUUCAAGAUUCCUCGCGCGACCACAAACCCGGAUGACAUCUUCAAUGACCCAGCCAUUGAUGUUGUCGUCAUCCUGACAUCUGACGAGUAUCACGCCCCGUACACGAUUGCUGCGUUGAAGGUCGGGAAGAACGUCUUGCUCGAGAAGCCCAUGACGCUUAGCCUACAAGCUGGCGAGGAGAUUAUCGAUGCUGAGACGAAUGCCCCCAACAAUGCCCGCGUCUUCGUGGGUUACAUGCGACGUUACGCUCCAAGUCUCCAAGCCUUCAAACGCGAGAUUGCAUCCAUUGACAAGAUCAAGUACGCUCGUGUCAGGGAUAUCAUCGGCCCCAAUGCUUAUUUCAUCGGGCAGUCGGGGGCAUAUUCGCAGAAAUACUACGAUGACAUACCAAUGGAGGCGUCAGAGGACAGAAAGUCGCGACUGGCAGUCCUGCUAGGUCAGGCAUGGGGACAAGAGCCAGAAUCGCUUUCAGCCGCGCAGAUGGACUACUGCUGUCUCCUGGGCAGUCUCGGAAGCCAUGGUCUCAGCUUGAUGAGGGACGUUUUGGGUGGUCUCCCAGAAUCAGUGCUUGCAUCGACGGACAACGCGCGCUGGUACACGACAAUGUUCGAAUACCGGAAUGGCACCGCCCCUGACGACCGUUUCACGUGUGUCUACGAGAUGGGCAUCGACUCUGUACCAAGAUUUGACUCUCAAGUCGCUGUCUACGGGGAGAACAAAUCAGUCACAAUUUGUUACGAUACACCAUUCGUUAAGGGUCUCGGAAUCACAGUGGAGAUUGACGAGCUGAACGAGCACGGGGAAAAGUCCCACAGAUCUCUUCAAACCUCCUACGAGGAUGCAUACACUGCUGAGUUGAAAGAGUGGUACGAAACUGUAGUUCAUGGCAAAGAAGUCAAGACGUCGGCCAAGGACGCUCUAAAUGACUUGAGGCUGUUUAGGAUGAUGAUGGAUAAAUACCCCGAUCACAAAAAGAUCAAGGAUUCAUCUAACAACACGCCCUUCUUACCUAGUGGCCCUUAG
This is a messenger RNA of Colletotrichum siamense, 1176 nucleotides long. RefSeq names its product Inositol 2-dehydrogenase (gene iolG-1). Gene Ontology annotation, biological process: NADPH regeneration. Gene Ontology annotation, molecular function: nucleotide binding; oxidoreductase activity. Gene Ontology annotation, cellular component: cytoplasm. The transcript has a single exon. Bases 1 to 1176 code for a protein of 391 amino acids. Lineage: Eukaryota; Fungi; Ascomycota; Sordariomycetes; Glomerellales; Glomerellaceae. The record is from RefSeq and is a predicted model, not a curated record.